Molecule: messenger RNA, 6142 nt
Organism: Anas platyrhynchos (mallard)
Lineage: Eukaryota; Metazoa; Chordata; Aves; Anseriformes; Anatidae
Source: RefSeq, a predicted model, not a curated record
GUGCUGGGUCUGCUUCAAAGCCUUUCCCACACCUCCUCGUGGGUUUCAGGCUGGUGACCCUCCCAAACCUAAGAAAAAAACCUGCGUUGGGAGGGAAUCCCCACGGGCUCACCCCCGGUGCUGAGAAACGGAGAUGCUCAGCUCCAUCUCAGCAGCCAAAGACCCAAACGCAGCCGUCCCCAAAGUGAUGGGGUGGGGACGCACCAGCCAGAGGGGUCCUCAAGUGCCCAGCCCCACGGCCUGGGGACCAGGGUGGCGUGUGGGAUGCUCCCACCCCGCAGCCCAGCGUCGCAUGCAAAGCUUUUGACAUUCCCAGCAGCUUCCACAAGAUGGACCUCGGAGCGAGAGGAGGUGCCGGGCAUGGGGGGGAGCCUUGUCCCAUCCCUUCCCAUCCCAUUUUGUCCCAUCCCUCCUGCUCCCACCGUGCCAGCUGGAGGAGGCUCAGCGUCCUGCGAGGCGAGCCUGGGACAUGGCACAACCCGGGGGGCUCUGCCUGCUGGCCCUACUGGGGCUGGGGUUUGGGGUGGGGGGCUCCCCAGCCUGCUACGACCCCCGGGGCCUGCCCCGUCGCUGCAUGCCCGUUUUUGAGAACGCCGCUUUUGGCCGUGCCGCUUGGGCCACCAACACGUGCGGCUCGCCCCCCGAGGACUACUGCCAGCAGAUGGGGGCUCGCCACGCCAGCCAGCUGUGCCAGCGCUGCGACGCCGCCGACCCCCGGCUGCACCACAACGCCUCCCUCCUCACCGACUUCCACAGCCAGGAGGAGAGCACCUGGUGGCAGAGCCAGUCCAUGGCUUUCGGCAUCCAGCACCCAAAUUCCGUCAACAUCACGCUGCGGCUGGGCAAAGCUUACGAGAUCACCUACGUGCGGCUCAAGUUCCACACCAGCCGCCCCGAGAGCUUCGCCAUCUACAAGCGCGCCGCUGCCGACGGGCCCUGGGUGCCCUUCCAGUACUACAGCGCGUCCUGCCUCAAGACCUACGGCAAGCAGCCCAGGCACUACCUGAGGCCGGGCGAGGACGAGCAGGUGGCCUUCUGCACCGACGAAUUCAGCGACAUCUCCCCCCUGAGCGGGGGCAACGUGGCCUUCUCCACCCUCGAGGGCCGGCCCAGCGCCUACAAUUUUGAUGGGAGCCCCGCGCUGCAGGAGUGGGUGACCGUCACCGACCUGCUCAUCUCCCUGAACCGCCUCAAUACUUUUGGGGACGACAUCUUCAAGGACCCCAAGGUGCUGCAGUCGUACUACUACGCCAUCUCCGACUUCUCCGUCGGCGGCAGGUGUAAAUGCAACGGCCACGCCAGCGAGUGCGCGCCGGACGAGACGGGACGGCUGGCGUGCGUGUGCCAGCACAACACGGCCGGCACCGACUGCGAGCGCUGCCAGCCCUUCUACCAGGACCGGCCCUGGGCUCGCGGCACCGCCGAGGCCGCCAACGAGUGUCUCCCCUGUAACUGCAGUGGCCGCUCGGAGGAGUGCUUCUACGACCCGGAGCUGUUCCGGAGCAGCGGGCACGGGGGGCACUGCCGCCACUGCCGCGACAACACGGCCGGGCCCCGCUGCGAGCGCUGCCGGCAGAACCACUACCGCUGGGAGCCUAGGGCCGCCUGCCAGCCCUGCCACUGCCACCCCGCAGGCUCCCUGCAUCCCCAGUGUGACAGCUCGGGGACCUGCACCUGCAAGGCCAACGUGACGGGCUGGAAGUGCGAGCGCUGCAGGGACGGCUACCACAGCCUCAGCCAAGGGGGCUGCAGACCCUGCGCCUGCGACCCCGCUGGAAGCGUGGGCACCUGCGACCCCAACACGGGACACUGCGCCUGCAAGGAGAGGGUGGAGGGGCACCUCUGCAACAGGUGCCAGCCCGGCUGGUUUAACCUCCAGCCCCACAACCCUGCCGGCUGCACCAGCUGCUUCUGCUACGGCCACUCGGCUGUCUGCACAGCAGCGACCGGCUACGAGGUGACCCACGUGCGCUCCGACUUCAGCCGAGCUCCGAAUCUAAGAAAACAAACAGAUGGGGAGGAGACAGCGAGGGCUACCGUGAGAGCACAGAGCCCGAGCGGAGCAGGGUGCUGCAAAGCGCUGGCUCCUUACGAAACCCUGGGGAGGUUCAGGGGCAGGGAUGGAGCCCCGAAAAGCAGCACCCUGGGGUGCUGGGCACACGGGGGGUUUCACCACUCCCUUUUGCCCCUGCACCACCGCUGUGCUCUUCCUGCAGGGCUGGAGGGCUGGGCGGCAGCAGCGGGUGCCGUGGCCGUGCCUCUGCGCUGGGCUGCUGGGGAGGUGAGCGCCGAGUGGGAUGGAGAGGAGCCGCUGGAUUUUCUUGCACCAGAGAAGUUUCUGCAGAACCAGCACCUCAGCUACGGGCAGCCCCUGACCCUGCUGCUGGGAGCAGAGGGGAACGGGACUGGGACAGAGAGCAGGGUGCCCCAGCUCCGCGUCCAGCUGGUGCUGGAGGGCGAGGGGAUGGAGGUCACCAUGUCCAGCAGCGAGAGCCAGCCACGGGAUGGAAAGCAGGCUGUCACCUUCAGGCUACAUGAGGCUGAGGAGGGCACGGAGCCUUCGCUGUCGGCCUUCAGCUUCCAGCGCCUGCUCUCCAACCUGAGCGCCCUCCGCCUCCGCGUGAGCACCGGGCCAGGCAGGCUGGUGCUGAGCGAGGUGCGGCUCACGUCGGCUCGCCCCGGGCCGGGUGUGCAGGCAGGCUGGGUGGAGGAGUGUGCGUGUCCCCCGGGAUACAGCGGGCAGUUCUGCCAGUCCUGCGCUCCCGGCUUCAAGCGGGACGUCCCCUUCGGUGGCCCCUUCGUCGCCUGCGUGCCCUGCGCCUGCAACCAGCACGGGGACUGCGAGCCCCGCUCAGGGCAGUGCCGGUGCCUGCACAACACAGAGGGGCCCUCCUGCGAGCGCUGCAGCCCCGGGUUUUAUGGCAACCCCUUCGUGGGGCGCUCCGAUGACUGCAAGCCCUGCCCGUGCCCCGACCGCUCGCCCUGCACCGAGGUGCCCGGCAGCGGGGAGGUGGUGUGCACCCACUGCCCCCCGGGGCAGAGAGGGAAACGCUGCGAGCUGUGCGACGAUGGGUUUUUCGGGGACCCCUUGGGGCAGAGGGGCCCCGUGCAUCCCUGCACCCCCUGCCAGUGUCACGGGAACGUGGACCCCAACGCCGUGGGGAACUGCGACACCGAGUCCGGCCGGUGCCUGCGCUGCCUGCACAACACGACGGGCGAGCACUGCCAGGAGUGUCAGCCGGGCUUCUACGGGGACGCGCUGGCCCCUAGCCCCGCCGGGAAGUGUGCGCCUUGCGAUUGCAACCCCAAUGGCUCAGCCCCGGGGCCGGAGGGCUGCGAUCCCAGCACGGGCCAGUGCCGCUGCCUCCCGCACGUGACGGGCAGGACCUGCGGGCUCUGCCAGCCCGGCUACUACGGGCUGCAGCCCACCGUGGGCUGCAAGAGCUGCGAGUGCCACCCGGCGGGGUCGCGGGACAGCGGGUGCCACGCGCUGACGGGGCAGUGCUCCUGCCAGCCGGGUGUCACGGGGCUGCGCUGCGACAGAUGCGACCACGGCUUCUUCGGAUUCUCUGCCAAGGGCUGCCGAGCCUGCAACUGCUCCCCGCUGGGCUCCGUCACGCCGCAGUGCCACGAGAACAGCACCUGCGUCUGCCGCCCCGGCUUUGUGGGUUACAAGUGCGAGCAGUGCCAGGCCAACUUCUUCCCCGACCCGCCGAGCUCCCGCUGCCUGCCGUGCCCCUCCUGCUACGGGCUGGUGAAGGACGGGGCUGACCGGCUGAAGGCGAAGCUGCAGGAGAUGGAGGAACGGCUGCAGACCCCAGGCUGUGAUGUCCCCUCGGGGCAGUCCCUGGUGCUGGGUGAUGCGCCCCGGGGAGACGGGCUGCCCGGCAGGCACCUCCUGCAAGGUGCCCGGGCCGUGCUCUCCAUGCAGGUGGGGCGGCUGGCGGGGGUGCUGAGCACCGCACGGGGCCGUCUCAGCAAUGCCAGCCAGGCCAGCGGCUGCUCCGACCACAGACACCCCAAAACGUGCGUCCUGCUGUCAGAGAUCGGGGCCGUGCUGCAGUCAGCGCAGCGGGAGGUGCUGCACGCUGCCGACACCCUGGCUGCCACGGAGAUUCCCCAGGAAAUCCCCCCGCAGCCCACCAACUGGAGCCGCCUGGCGCUGGAGGCACGGGCACUGGCUGAGAGGCACAGGGAUGCGAUGGCACAGGUGGAGGCGAUGGUCGGGAGAGCGCUGAAUGUGUCCAAAGCCAGCCACGAGCUCCUGCAGGGCUUGCUGGAAGGGAGAGCGGCGUGGGAAGCACAGCGUGAGCUGGAGGCCGGGUACGAGGAAAUCCAGCGGGCGCAGGAGGAGCUGGGCACUGGCAUGGUGGAGGUGGCAGCGGAGGCCAGGAGGGCUCUUGCCACCAUCCAGCAGGCAAACGCAGGACAUGGCCGAGAAGCUCCUGCAGGCGGCUGCCCCAGGGCAGCAGGCACUGAUGGCACAGGUUGGAGCCCUGGUGCAGGACCUGGGGGUGCUGGAGCAGGCGGUGGGCACGCAGGAGCUGUCGGCGCAGCGAGCCAUCGCGGCGUCCCGCACCCUGGCAGCUGGGCUGCGCCGGGACCUGCAGGGGACUCGUGGCUUCACGCAGCUGCGGGACCGAGCUGGCUCUGCCCGCAGCCUGGCCACCUCGGCAGUGUCACGAGGGAAAGCUGCGCUCUCCGGCACGGAGUCCCUCCUGGCCAGCUUGGAAGGCAUGAGGAAGGUGCUGGGGCAUCGGAAGGGCCAGGUGCCCUGAGCAGGAGGAUGGCGCAUGUGCGGGACAGGACGAUGGUGGAGGCCCAGAAGAAGAUCAAACAGGCAGAGAAAAUGCUGGGAAACUCCUUGUCUGUCUCCACCGCAGCCAAGGGGACAGCUGGGGAGGCCAAGCAAGUCGCUGGGGAGAGCACUAAGAGGGCACAGGCUGCUGCUGCGGGGCAGCAAGCAGGCUCACAAGCAGCCGUGCAGCUCGCCAUGCGUGCCAAUGAAACCCAGCGGGAGCUCGCCCGGCAGGAGCGCAUGGCUGAGGAGCUCAGGGGGGGCCUGGAGGAAGCAGAGCAGGUGGGGACAGAGGUGAGUGAGAUGGCCAAAAGCCUCCAGGAAGCCCGGAGCUCGCUGAUGAAGGACAUCAAGACCCUGAACGACCUGCUGAGCAGCCUCGGCGACCUGGAGCAGGGCACGCAGGUGGAGGCGGCGCUGGGAGCAGGGAGGCUGCAGCUGGAGAAGCUGCGGCUGCGCCUGGCCGCGCCGGGAGCCCUGGCCCAGCGGCUGAGCCGGUUGCAGCAGGAGGCGGCGCAGCAGCAGGAGAAGAUCCAGGCCUUCGAGAGCGACUUGGCCGAGAUCCGGGCUGACAAGAAGAACCUGGAGGACAUUUUGCGGAGCCUCCCCGAGGGCUGCUCCGAGUGGCAGUGACAGGGCGCUGGCUGCUGCCCCGACACCCCCCCCCCCAGUCACCUCUGUGCCCCCCUGCAAUAGGGACUGGCAGAGCAAAGGACACCUGCCCUCACCAGCAUCGCUCCCUCCUGCUGCUCUGCAUGUUGCCCUCGGUACAAUAUCACCCCCGGGUACUCACCCACACUGGUUCCGACUCAGCAUCCCGAGUGAUCCUCAGCAUCCUGAGCUCUCAGGAGGGCACACAGCUUGCCGGCUUCCCAAGAGCAGGGAGCUCGCAGCAGGGAGAGCAAAAGUGGGGCUGAGCAGAAGCAAAGCCGGGCCCUUAACCUGGCAGAUGGGGGCAUCCUCUGCCUGUUGCAUCCUGCUGUUGGUGCCGGAUGGGGAGCAGCUGGACACGGCCAGUGCCUGCUGGUGUCCCUCCCACUGCAUGGCACGGAGGUCAGUGGCUGUGUUGCCUGUAAAGGAAAGGCAUCCGGGUGGUUCACCCUGCCAUGCGUGGGCUGCUCGAUGGGACUGGGCAGGCAGCGGAGCUGGGUUCAGCUCCCCCCCCUGCGCUGGUGGUGCUGGCACAGCAAAGUCACGCCUGUAAGGUCAGAAGCGAGUCCCCCGGCUGGAGCACAGUUCACUUUUUAACUCGCUUUACCUGUGCUCUUCCACUCACGGUGCUGGAAACCAGGCUUGCUAAAGUCUUGUGUAACGCUCUUUGUAAAACCGCUGCCACAGACCUUC